CACGGCUCUUUCUCUCUACCGCCAUCUCAGACGUGCACUUAAGAUGAUCAUUACGUAUGGGGAGAUGUUGGGACUGCUGCCAUCAUCUUCCUCACACCUCAGCACCCUCACCUCACUCCUAGAGCCACACCCAUGCAACAGAACAGACUCCACCCACCCAGGGUUUGAUUGGCUGAUGUCAGUUUCCUUCCUCUGCACCAGAGGAGAUGUGGAGAGAACUUCUCUCAUCUCUCUA
Messenger RNA from Geodia barretti, 235 nucleotides. Lineage: Eukaryota; Metazoa; Porifera; Demospongiae; Tetractinellida; Geodiidae. The record is from the annotation of a GenBank genome assembly.